AUGACCGGCUACGUCAAUCGAAGAGUCAAGGUGAUCAUUGUAAAAUCCGGUUCAAACAUGGCCGAUUACGUCCCAUCAACGGUUACACUCCCACCCUCCCUUGUCCACGAGACAAUCUACGAAGUCAAGCUCAGCACUUACUUCGGUAUUAUUAGCUCGCACUAUGAGGAUCUCGUAUCGGCUAGAGAUGGGGAGAUUGGGUAUAUUGCGAGGUAUUUGGGUCAGGAGUUUGUUGAACCAGAUGAACAGCUUGGUAAUGUUGGUGCCUUAUUCCCUAAGCGCGUGGAGUUGGAGGCUUCGACGGAUGGGACUGUUAGGAUAUAUGCUUGUGGAGGCGGGGUAUCGAAGAAAAAUUGUAUUAUCAAGCCGGACUCUGUAGAACCUGAUACUUCUGAAGUCCGGGAUGAGGACUUUUGA
Orbilia oligospora ATCC 24927 is the source of this 417-nucleotide messenger RNA. RefSeq lists its product as uncharacterized. The record is from RefSeq and is a predicted model, not a curated record. The transcript has 4 exons. Lineage: Eukaryota; Fungi; Ascomycota; Orbiliomycetes; Orbiliales; Orbiliaceae. Bases 1 to 417 code for a protein of 138 amino acids.